UCUAGCUUGGUCAGACGAAAAAAAAAGACAAGUGGGUAGGAUGUAUUCUCCGGCUCACACUUCGAAGCAGAAGGUGGCGGCAAUGCACCUCAUAUGCUGGUUUCCAACCUCCGUGAAAAAGACGAAGAAGAAGAAGCAGCAGCAGCAGCAGCAGCAACAGCAACAGCAACAACAGGAGCAGAAGAAGAAAGUCGAUCAUGCGAAAAUUUUCAGAAUGGGUACCCAAGUGAAAGAUGUCAUCAUUAAGCCUGACGCUCCCAGCACACUGUUGCUGGACAAACAUGCGGACUACAUCGCAGCCUACGGCUCCAAAAAAGAUGACUAUGAGUACACGCUGUCCGAGUACCUGAGGAUGAGCGGUAUCUACUGGGGGCUGACGGUGAUGGACCUGAUGGGCCAGCUGCCCCGCAUGAACCGAGAGGAGAUCAUAGACUUCAUCAAAGCCUGUCAGCAUGAGUGCGGGGGUAUCAGCGCCAGCAUUGGACACGACCCCCACCUGCUCUACACCCUCAGCGCCGUCCAGAUCUUGUGCUUGUAUGACAAUGUGGAUGCGAUUGAUGUGGACAAAGUGGUGGGAUAUGUCACAGGGCUGCAGCAGGAAGACGGCUCCUUUGCAGGAGACAAAUGGGGAGAAAUAGACACAAGGUUUUCCUUCUGUGCUGUUGCUACACUUGCGUUACUGGGCAAGAUGGACAAGAUAAAUGUUGACAAAGCUGUGGAGUUCGUCUUAUCCUGUAUGAACUUUGACGGAGGUUUUGGCUGCAGACCUGGUUCAGAGUCUCACGCUGGUCAGAUUUACUGCUGCACUGGCUUCCUGUCGCUCACCGGUCAGCUGCACCAGGUGAACGCCGACCUGCUGGGCUGGUGGCUCUGCGAGAGGCAGCUCCCGUCCGGAGGCCUUAACGGACGACCUGAGAAGCUUCCAGAUGUGUGCUACUCGUGGUGGGUGUUGACGUCACUGAAAAUCAUCGGCAGGAUUCACUGGAUCGACAAGGCCAAGCUGCGAACAUUUAUUCUGGCCUGCCAGGACGAGGAGACGGGAGGUUUCGCUGAUAGACCAGGAGACAUGGUGGAUCCUUUUCACACUCUGUUCGGAGUCGCGGGUCUCUCCCUCCUCGGAGACGAACAGAUCAAGCCGGUGAAUCCAGUACUGUGCAUGCCUGAGGACGUCCUGCAGAGGAUCGGACUGCAGCCGGACCUCCUCAGCUAGCCCUCUUGACACCAUCAUCCCACCAUCACACAAUCAUACACAACCACACACACACGCACACAGCGCUGCCCCAACCGAUCGCAUCGACUUCCACUGCUGGACGUUGGGAGCAGAAAGAGGACCACCACACAUCGUAGUGUUAGCUGAAGGCCACAGACGCAUUUUAGAUGCAGGUUUUGGUCUCCGCUCACUAAGGACAAAAAAGCGUGAUGCGGUUCUGACUGAUUUCCUCUGAGCCUUUCCGUCUUUAAACCCUCAACCACUCGUUAUGUUGUCAAGUCAGUUGUCUUGGGUUCACUGCAAGAAAAAAAGGCUGAUUUUGAGAAACGGUAUUAGACAGUUUUUGAAGGAACGAGAAAGAGAUGUUGUGAAGUGUGACCAUCGUUACACAUCGCAAAAGCCCGGAAAUCAUUAAACAGCAUUCCUUAACUUUUGUUCACAAUGUCAGUUUGAAGGAAAACGUAACUGUUAACACAAGAAACAGUUGUGGAAAUUUUUCAGUCUCAUCUCUUUCUUGCUCUCUUCACCUUUUCAUCUCAUCAACUAGCCAAGGAAGUUAUUAGUUGUUUUGUUUUUUCUGGCCAGAGACAGAGGAAGAGUUACCCGACUGACUGAGGAAUAUUCUGUUUUACUUGACCGAUUUGUACAUUCUACCUGGAGAGAGUAGGAGGGUUAUGUGUGGAAAAGAUCAGUCAAAUUCAGCUGAAGGGUGAAGUUUAGGUGUGCUUUGUCGUUGCUGUUUCCUUUUGGUUUAAAGGUACCACAUCCCUCUGUCGUGUCAUCUCUAGAGCCUUUUCCUGCACCACCUGUUUAAAAUAAAAACCACUUCCGUAUUCGAACAGUAAGAGCAUGAGAAGGGGCAAACUCUCCUCACCCCGUUCACGCUAGAGCAGCACCACCAACACUGUAGUAAUAAUAGCUCUCGCAGCUGGAGAUGUAACACAGGACACGUUGCGAACAAAGACAGUUUUGUUAAUGUCGUUGCAUUAAAAUAACCUCAGUUUUACAAAACAGACAGUCCAUUUUGGCAAGCUGAGAGGUAGGACACAUGGCAGUGCCGUCGUCUCUUGCCAAGUAUAUUUAAUGUCUUCUCCACAGUCUCACCUACACCUUAUAUUUAAAUCUGAAAAAUAAUGCAGCUGUGGGCAGAGGGUUUAGAUUUACCUCCACACUAUGCCUAUAAUCAUAAAAUAUUUCCAGUCUAUGAUCAGAUGAUGUUGGACAGAUUUUGUGAAAUGGCUUUAGGAAAAUGCUGCAUUCGUUUCAUAUGUUAAACCUGUUUAUUGUCUUUCAGGAAUAACUCAUCUCCACGUUGCUGCGCUCACGUUGUCUUAAUGAACGCACAUGUUUUUCUGUUGUUACGGAGGGUAAAUAAUUGACACAUUUUAAUGCAUCAGUUCUCAGGUGUUCCCCAAUUUGAAUGUCUGGGCAACACUUUAUUUUAGGUCCCCCUAUUUAGCAUUUCUAAGCCAUAUAUAAACAUUUAAAGAAGGGUUUAUAACACACUAUAAUGUUGUGCACUUAAAUGUCCUUACAGCUGAGAACUUCUACUUUAUAGAGUGUUAUAAACCGUUUAUUAAAUGUUUGUGUACGUCUUGUAAACGCUAAGUGUUACCAUAACUGAGAAACGUAUUGUCAUUGUUAUGCACAAUUCAUGUGAAGUCAUUAUUUAAACAAAGGCUCACGUUGUGAUUCUAGGCCUGAAAUCAAAGUUCUCAGUGAAUUGCUGAUGAAAGAUUUUUAACAUCCUGAAAACAACUUAACUGUGUCCUGACCAACUUGUCAAAGUACCAGGUCUCAUCUUUGUGUUUUUCUCUGAUCCGAAAAGCUGCUGACUGUUGCACAUCUACAUGUGUGAAUAUUAAUGUAAAUUAUUUGUUAUUGUCAUCGGCAAUAAAUGUAUGAUUUUCCCCUCAA
Molecule: messenger RNA, 3127 nt
Organism: Xiphias gladius (swordfish)
Lineage: Eukaryota; Metazoa; Chordata; Actinopteri; Istiophoriformes; Xiphiidae
Gene: rabggtb
Product: Rab geranylgeranyltransferase subunit beta
Exons: 9
Coding region: 41-1210 (389 amino acids)
Biological process (GO): protein geranylgeranylation
Cellular component (GO): Rab-protein geranylgeranyltransferase complex
Molecular function (GO): Rab geranylgeranyltransferase activity
Source: RefSeq, a predicted model, not a curated record